CAAAGACUGGGGACACAUAAAAUAACUUCCGUGAAGUUUUUGAAGUCCUUUUGUACAGAAGAUCGCUGCAGCAUCCAUGGGAAUAAAAUCAUUACUUGGAAAAGGUGGGAUUUUUCCAGAGAGGAAGUGUUCACCUUCCUGUUUUUGCUUCUCACUGGAUUAGUACGUGAUACCCGGGUCAUGGCUCUCACUAAAUGAUGACAUUUCUCAAGUAUAGAGAAGCUUUCUGAGGCGCCUUGGAGAAGACAUUGAAGCAAGCUAUUGGUUGAUUUCAUUGCAGAAGAAAUGAAAACAGUGUUUUUACUUUUAUACUCCCAAAAUGCCAUCUUUUAUGGUUUCUGAUUCAACACACACAUACCCUCUCUUUUUUGUAAGAAUUACCAUGUUCUGUCUUGUUUUUUACUUGGUCUCAGAUGACAUGUCUUCCACAACCAGGCAUCUAAUGGGAUUUCCUGCUUGUGCCCCUCAGAGCCGAGCUUUGCUGACUUCACCAUUCUUGAUCCAACAGUGGACACCAAAGAACUCAGAAACCACUCUGAGAGGAUGUUUCUGCUGUCUUCCAUGUGUUUGGCAUAGUGCUGAAGUCCAGGGCCACAGAGAUAAGUAAGAUAACACCCAGAUAAACAGAACGUAGGUAGUCUCUGGUUUUCUGGUAUAUGACUUUUUUUUUUUUUUUUUUUUUUCAUUUUUAAAAAAAUGUAUUUGAGACACAGGGCUCCCAUCUGCUGGCUCACUUUCCAAAUAGCCACAAUGGCUGGAGCUGGCUGGGGCUAAAGCAAAUUGCCAGAAACCCAAACCUGGUCUCAUGUAAGUGGUGGGGUCCCAGUUACAUGAGCCAUUGUUUGCUGCCUCCCAGCACUGGCAGGAAGCUGGAGAAAGAGGCCAGAGCCAGGAGUUGAACCCAGGCUGUUGGAGGUGGGAUGUGAGCCACCUAACCACUAGGCCAAAACCUGCUUCUGAUGUAUGACAACUCUGGGCAUUUGUCAGUUAUCACUGUGACGAUUUCGGUACCAGGGACUUGAUUGCCUCCACAGCCAGGCCCUUCAGAGAAGUGUUUACUCCCUUUCCUCUGCAUUUGCUUUGGGGCAGUCUCUGAAGAACUGUCUGACCCACCGUCCUCACCUUACCAGUGUUCCAACUGCUGAGCUGGGGAGAAGACUUGGAAAUUGUUUGGUUUUGCUCUUAGAAUGCACACAGUAUCAUAUCAUUAUAAGUUGGAGCCUAGAAGUGAUCCUUGUGAUCCCACCUCUUUAAAUUCCUGGUACAGGUUAAAACGCAGGUUCCAGCUCUUGCCCGUGCUUGUUGAAGCUGCUGACCAGACCAGACCAGACCAACAAGUUCUCCGGCUAAGGAUGAGGUAUCAGCCGCAAGUCAGCAUCUGAACUUCCCUCUGCCCUAGCAAAGAGCUCAGAUUGACCACGGAAAGCUCAUUGUGUGGACAUGUGCCAUAAGUGGCUGUUUGGCAGGUUAGGAUGCCUGCGUCCCAUGUCUGAGUGUCUGGGUUCAACUCCUGGUUCUGCUUCUGACUCCAGCCUCCUGCCAGUGUACAGACUGGGAGGCAGCAGUGCUGGCUGAGACGCCUGGGUUGCUGCUACCCACAGGGGAGGCCUGGAUGGAGUACCUGGCUUCACGCCUGGCCGUGAUGGGCACCUAGGGAAUCAGCCAGCAGAUGAGAGAGCUUUCUGAGUCUUCUCUGCCUUUUAAAUAAAUAAAUAGAUAAUUUUCCCUCCAAGAACAAAAGUACGCUGGUGCUGAAAUGAAGCCCUUUCUUGAAUGUCAGUGCCGUUUUUCUGGAGUCAUGGGCACCAAGGUUCCUCUUACCAGACACUGUGGCCUCUCUAGGCCUUGGAAUGUGUUGUAAUUAUUGAAAGAUGGCACCCUCAACAUCACCAACCUGAGAGAGGGGUCUUCUGGGGCCUGGGGGCUGGCUGGGAGAAGGGCCGCUCUCAUGCAUUUCCUAUCUGCCUUCUACUUUUGUGAGCACUGCUCUGUACACAAUUCAGACUGUGAAGCGAGGUUUUUUAUAUAAAUACCGACCUUUUGAAUCCCUGGUAACACUUUGACAGAUGAUUGCACAUUUUCCUGUAUUUCCUUGUAAUAAAGACUGCAUGAAUUGAACUGUGCCAGUUUCCUGACGUGAGAAGUGUAAUAUGAAUUUCUAGGUUUAAACCUAUCAAGGACCUCAGAACACCUCUGAUCAGCCCUGUAGAGCUGUGGGUUCUGCAUCCAACAGCCAACUCCAGAUCCAAAUUGUUGGUGUCACGUGCAUGCUAGAUCUGUUCAGACUUUUUUGGUAAUUAUUUCCUAAACAAUACAGUGAAAGGAUGACUUACAUAAUAUUUGUGUUUUAUUAGGUGGAGUAAGUAAUCAAAAGUAUAUGGGCGGAUUGCAUAGUUUGUGUGUAAAUACUGUCCAAAUACUUGAGCAUCUAUAGAUCUGAGUAUCCAUGUGCUUCUGGACCCAGUUCCCCGGACACUAAGGGAUGACUGUAUUUUAAUGUUUCUGAGAAUUUUUUUUCCUAGAAGUUUCUAUCUCAUGUAAAAACUGUCAAACAGACGUGAAGAACAGGUCUUGUACUACAAUGCAGAUACUUCAUAUGCUAAAGGGUUCUCUUAAAGAAUUACCACUCAGGUGACACUCAUGGAAAAAGCAUUGCUUGCUUGAUUGAUCUGGCAGUGCACAGAUGUCCUCGCACUCUGUCCCCAAACUUAGUGAAUUACAUGCGUGGUGGUAGUGGUUACUCAGGCAGAAGUUGUGGUCAUCGUCUUCAGGAGGAACAGCUAAGGCUUAGGCUCAUUCCUGGCUAUGUGGGCUGAAGACCCGGGAGGCAAGGAGUGAUCAUUCUGUCCUUUACGUGGAGGUGUCCUUUGUUUUCCUAGAUCUUGUAGGCAGUGUCAGCAGAGGGCCACAGAGGCAUCGUGACUGGUCCAUCAGCUGCAGAGCUUUCUGACUGUCAGGAACCCCAGCAGUGGUGCUCUUCAUGAAGCUGGGAAGGACCGCAGGCAGGACUGGGAACGGGAGUGAUGAGGCUGGCAGAGAUGCGACUGCUCUUGCUGGUGCCGCUGCUGCUGGUCCCCGCGCCCGGAUCUUCGGUCCCCAACGUGAGGCGGCAGGCCGACGCCUGGGGCCCCUGGGGCCAGUGGAGCCCCUGCAGCCGCACCUGUGGAGGGGGCAUCAGCUUCCGGGAGCGCCCCUGCUACUCUCAGAGGAGGGAUGGGGGCUCCAGCUGCGUGGGCCCCUUCCGGAGCCACCGCUCCUGCCGCACCGAGAGCUGCCCCGACGGCGCCCGGGACUUCCGGGCCGAGCAGUGUGCCGAGUUCGACGGUGCGGAGUUCCAGGGAAGGCGCUACAAGUGGCUGCCCUACUAUGGCGCCCCAGACAAGUGUGCGCUGCACUGCAUCCCCAGGGGGGAGAGCUUCUACUACAGGCACAGGGAAGCUGUGGUGGACGGGACGCCCUGCGAGCCAGGUGGCCGGGACGUGUGCGUGGAUGGCAGCUGCCGGGUCGUCGGCUGUGACCAUAAGCUGGACUCGCCCAAGCAGGAGGACCAGUGUCUGCAGUGUGGGGGUGAUGGCUCCACCUGCUACCCUGUCCGAGGCACCUUUGAUGCCAAUGACCUCGGCAGAGGCUAUAACCAGAUGUUCGUGAUUCCCGCGGGGGCUACCAGCAUCCGUAUCCAGGAGGCUGCGGCCAGCAGGAACUUCCUGGCCGUGAGGAAUGCUCGCGGGCAGUACUACCUCAACGGGCGCUGGACAAUUGAGGCGGCUGGGGCCCUGCCGGCAGCCAGCACCGUCCUGCAGUAUGAGCGCGGCGCUGAGGGGGAGCUGGUUCCGGAGCGGCUGCGGGCCCGGGGCCCCACGUCCGAGCCCCUGGUCAUUGAGCUCCUGAGCCAGGAGCCGAACCCUGGAGUGCAUUUCGAGUACUUCCUGCCAGUGGGCACCCCCCGCCCCGGCUUCAGCUGGAGCCACAGCUCGUGGAGUGACUGCAGCGCUGAGUGUGGCAGAGGUCAUCAGACCCGUCUGGUGUUCUGCACCACCGACACAGAGGCCUACCCCGACCACCUGUGCCAGCGCCUGCCCCGGCCUGCUACUCGCCGUCCCUGCAACCUCCAGCCCUGCCCCCAGAGCAAGCGCUGGAAGACAGGCCCCUGGUCCCCCUGCUCUGUCUCCUGCGGAGGCGGCUCCCAGUCCCGCUCCGUCUACUGUGUCUCCUUGGAUGGGGCCGGUGGCCAGGAGGCGGCGGAGGAUGCUGUGUGCGCAGGCCUGCCUGGCAAGCCACCCGCCUCUCAGGCCUGCAACCUGCAGCGCUGUGCCGCCUGGAAGGCUGGGCCCUGGGCCGAGUGCUCUGUGACCUGUGGCACUGGUGUGCGGAGGCGGAGUGUCACCUGCCGUAGUGACCAGGGGGCUUUGCUGCCUGCCACGGCGUGCCCCCUCGAGGACCGACCGUCCCUCAGUGAGCCCUGUGUGCGUGAUGACUGUCCCUUCCUCGCUGGACAGGCCUGGCACAUUGGUGCCUGGGGGAUGUGCUCCAAGAGCUGCAACUCAGGGGUUCGGAGGCGACAGGUGGUAUGUGCCCUGGGGCCUCCCAGCCACUGCCGGAACUUGCGGCGCCCAAGGCCUGUGGACAUGGAGCCCUGCAACACGCAGCCCUGCCACCUGCCCCCAGGGGUCCCCAGUGUGCAGGAUCCCCACACCCACCCCAGCCUCAGUGAGCCCAGGCCACCUCUGGAUCGGCCAGACUCCAGGAGCCAACGAUGGGCUGCCCGGGAACCCUCAACAGCCUGGCACAAUCGCAGGCCUGACUGGGGGCAUCAGCAGCUAGAGCCCGGUCCAAACCCUGGCACGCAGCCACCCCGUCCACAACCGCCCCUGAGGUCUGGCCCAGGGCCCCACGACUGCAGACACAGCCCCCAUGGGUGCUGCCCUGAUGGCUACACCACGUCGCUUGGGCCACAGUGGCAGGGCUGCCCAGGGCCCAGGGCUUCGUGUCAGCAGAGCAGGUAUGGCUGCUGCCCCGAUGGGGUGUCCAUGGCUCAGGGACCCCAGCAGGCAGGCUGUGCGAGGUCUUACGGUGGGGACAGCCGUGCGAACAGACCAGGAUCCAGAGCAGUGGCUUCCACGGGCCCCAACGCCCACUGGCCCCAGGCCCAGCAGAGUGAGCCUGCGGAGUGUCGGGGUUCCCAGUUUGGCUGUUGUUAUGACAAUGUGGCCUCUGCAGCAGGCCCCCUGGGGGAAGGCUGCGUGGGCCAGCCCGGCUAUGCCUACCCUGUGCGAUGCCUGCUGCCCAGUGCCCACGGCUCGUGCACAGACUGGGCGGCCCGCUGGUACUUCGUGGCCUCCGUGGGCCGGUGCAACCGCUUCUGGUAUGGCGGUUGUCAUGGCAAUGCCAAUAACUUUGCCUCGGAGCAGGAGUGCAUGAACACCUGCCGGGGCCCCCACCCUGAACCCCGCCUUCCAGAGUUGGGGGCUUCUGGCCAGGGCACCCAUGCACAUGGUGGCAGCGGUGGUCCUGGAGAGCAGCGGGACCCCAGCCAGCAGAGGCCUUCUGGGGGACUCUGGCGACAGGACCAGGGGCUUGGCCCUGGGGAGACCCCUCCCGGGCAGGCCUUUGGAGAACAGCUCUGGGGCCUGGUGCUCGGACCGGGCAGAGAUGCCAGACCAUCAGGGCCACCCUCCUUUGGCCCCUCUCACAGGGUCAGCUUGGCAGGCUCCCAGCCCUUCCUGGUGCAGGCAUCCCCGGGGCAGGCAGUACAGCUCUUUUGCCGAGGGGAUCCCUCUGCAGUGCCCCAGGCUGUGUGGCAGAAAGAUGGCCGGCCCAUCUCCUCUGACAGGCAUCGGCUGCAGUCCGAUGGCUCUCUGGUCAUCAGCCCACUGCGGCUUGAGGACGCUGGCAGCUACAGCUGUGGUGGCACCCGGCCAGACCAGGCCUCCCAGGAGAUCCAGCUGCAUGUCACAGGGGGUGGCGUGACCAUGCCAGCGGAGGCUGAGACUGGGAGCUUUCCUCAGGCCUGGGACCCAGCCCAGGGCCACAGGUCUCUGGACUCCGGCCUGGGAGGGGAUGCUAGCGGUCAGAGGACUGUCCCCUCCUCCCACCCACAGCCUGCAACCAGGCUCCGUCUGGACCAGAACCAGCCUGGCACAGUGGAGGUCAGUGCGGGGCAGCAGGCACGGCUGAGCUGCCGGGCGGAAGGCUUCCCGCCCCCAACCAUCGAAUGGCACCGAGACGGACAGCUCCUGUCCUCCCCGAGACACCAGUUGCUGCCUGAUGGCUCCCUGGUCAUCAACCAGGUGGCUGUGGAAGAUGGUGGCUUCUAUGCGUGCGUUGCCUUCAAUGGGCAGGACCGAGAUCAGCGGUGGGUUCAGCUCAGAGUUGAGGGGGGACUGACCAUCACCAAGCUGCCCCCUGCUGUCACAGUGCCAGAGGGUGACACAGCCAGGCUGCAGUGUGCCGUGGCAGGAGAAGGGGUGAACAUCAGGUGGUCCAGAAACGGGGUGCCGGUACAGGCUGAUGGCCACCGUGUCCACCAGUCCCCAGAUGGCACGCUGCUGAUUCACAACUUGCAGUCCAGGGAUGAGGGCUCCUACACGUGCAGCGCUUACCGUGGGAGCCAGGCUGUCAGCCGCAGCACCGAGGUGAAGGUGCUCACCCCAGCCACUGCCACCCAGCCCGCAGACCCCGGCAAGGAGUGCUUCGACCAGCCGGAGCUGGCCAACUGUGAUCUGAUCCUGAAGGCCCAGCUCUGCGGCAACGAGUACUACUCCAGCUUCUGCUGCGCCAGCUGUUCACGGUACCAGCCCCACGCUCAGCCCGUUUGGCAGCAGGGAUGAAGGCACUCCCUCUAGCCCUGGUGCCACAGCAGUUCUUAGGACUGGGGAGGAGGAAAGAUGCAAUCUGGCUGGCCAAGCGAGCCACUGUC
Molecule: messenger RNA, 6916 nt
Organism: Ochotona princeps (American pika)
Lineage: Eukaryota; Metazoa; Chordata; Mammalia; Lagomorpha; Ochotonidae
Gene: PAPLN
Product: papilin, proteoglycan like sulfated glycoprotein
Exons: 27
Coding region: 3024-6827 (1267 amino acids)
Biological process (GO): extracellular matrix organization
Cellular component (GO): extracellular matrix
Molecular function (GO): serine-type endopeptidase inhibitor activity; metalloendopeptidase activity
Source: RefSeq, a predicted model, not a curated record